Messenger RNA from Theileria annulata, 627 nucleotides. Its product is annotated as glutaredoxin-related protein, putative. The transcript has 4 exons. Bases 1 to 627 code for a protein of 208 amino acids. NCBI's taxonomy places the organism in Eukaryota, Apicomplexa, Aconoidasida, Piroplasmida, Theileriidae. The record is from RefSeq and is a predicted model, not a curated record.
AUGAAAUUAAAUAAUAAAGAAGAAGUGGAAAAGGCAGUUAAAUCUAACACCGGAAAAUUGGUUUUGCUGGUUUUGGAAGAAGAUGAGCCUUCCAGUAAGCAAUUAAUGGAAGUUUCGCUAAAUUUAUCAAAGGAUUUUAGUGAAAUUGUCUUUAAAUGUGUAAAUUCUGAUCUAGUUGGAGAUUUAUACACCUUAAAAUGCCUUCCAACUGUUUUAUUUUUUGAGAAUUCCUCCCUUUUGAACUCUCUCGAGGGUUGUAGUACUUCAGUUCUGGUCAGUUUCGUAAGGGGCUGGGCUGCCAAUUCUAAUGAAAGUACUGUGGAUAAGAUUGAGAGGCUGUUGCGGGAACACCCUGUUCUUCUUUUUAUGAAGGGCGAUAAGGCUGAGCCAUUCUGUCGAUUCAGCAGAGCUGUUGUAAACAUGCUCAACAGCUCAGGAGUCAAAUUUGAGGGCUAUAAUAUAUUCGAUGACCCUAAACUAAGGGAGGAACUAAAAGCAUACUCUAACUGGCCCACAUACCCCCAACUUUACGUCAAUGGAAAUCUGAUAGGUGGCCAUGAUAUUAUUAAGGAACUUUACGAAACUAAUAGUUUAAGAAAGGAAAUUCCCGCUGAAUAUUUAACUUAA